Molecule: messenger RNA, 1415 nt
Organism: Exaiptasia diaphana
Lineage: Eukaryota; Metazoa; Cnidaria; Anthozoa; Actiniaria; Aiptasiidae
Product: probable carboxypeptidase X1
Exons: 9
Coding region: 87-1415 (442 amino acids)
Source: RefSeq, a predicted model, not a curated record
AGACCUCUCUUGCUUUGAUUGAGCUGAGGCCUUGGAGGUCUUUUUCAUCAAAUAACUGAUUCAUUGAAACAAAGAAACGAUAAGAGAUGAAAGUUUUUCAUUUYCUUUUGUUGUUUGCUUUCCUAAUCAUUUUGGAWCUCUCAUCGGGACAAAACGAGACAGCGACUAAUUCCAAUAAGGCUAGCCGUCUCCAUAUUCUUAUCAAGGACCAAGAUAACAACAUCGAAAAAUCAACCCGAGCAACAAACGAUGGAGCAUGUUUUGUGCGCACCUACACCAUCCCAGAAUCUGUGCUUAAAACCCUGAACCUCAAAGAAGUUCCAAUGACAUGGUAUGAGACACCCUCGGUUGUUGCCUUGGGACCAGGCUGCUCUGAUCGUCGAGGACCGCUUGGAAUGGAGSAUGGCCGGAUCUUGAAGCAGCAACUAAAGGUGUCUUCACAGAUUGAUAAAUACUUUGGUGCUAACAAUGCUAGACUAAACCUUACACCAAGGCCACCGCAAGGCGGUGCUUGGGCUGCCAAAACAGCUGAUACAGAACAGUAUUUAACAGUCGAUUUUGGUCGAAAUAUGAGAGUUAUAGAAAUUGCUACACAAGGGAGAGGAGAUAUGGAUAGAUGGGUCACGAAAUACAAAGUGUCUUACAGUGAAGACGGGAAGUCGUCGUCAUCCACAUUUMGAACCGUCCAAGAAGAAAGCGAGGACAAGGUCUUUAUUGGAAACACUGACAGCAAMGGCGUUGUAACACGGAAGGUUGGGCCAUUCAUAGCACGAUAUGUGCAAAUCAAACCAACAGAAUGGCAUGGUAAUAUUGAGAUGAGAGCUGAAUUUUAUGGAUGCGCUCUUUCAGAUCGUUACAGGGUAACAGGCCGAAAUGUUCAUAUGGAUUUUGUUAAAGAGUACCUUGCAGCCAAAAAAAACGUUGAUUUCGAAGAUUCACAAGAAAUCCCUAAUAACAUUCGAAUUGAAGUUUAUGCUGAUACAAUUUAUUUCAAGGGCAUUAUUAAGAUGCGUGGUAUUAAAAGGUUACAACUGUUCUGUCGGAGAGUGAUUUUUUUCAAAGGAAGUAAGCUGGACGUAAGGGCUCUAUCAAUACCAUCAAAGUACUCUUCCUUAAAAAAUGGUGAAGAUGGGCUUGACGGCACACACGGACAAGACGGCGCGGGAGUUGACAUCUACGCUCACAAGGCUUUUGGUUACGUUGAUAUCGUAUCAAGUGGAGGGAAUGGAAACAAAGGUCAAAAUGGUGCCAAUGGAAGGCCAGGGGCCGAUAGGAGUGACAUAACGCAAACUGUUUAUAGUCGAAAGGACUGUAAACAGUCAGGUUGGCUUAGAUCAUGCACACAUAAAUAUUCACACGACGGCAUAGAUGGAGGUAACGGUACGGAUGGUGGAUAUGCUGGUAAAUCAGGUUAG